AUGGCAGAAACAUGCCAUGAGGAGCCUACCACAGAACUCUCCAGAGCAGCGCGCUUCAAAGCCACACACCUCGCCGCACGCUAUGGAAAUUAUCACCAAUACUAUACUAAGUUCCGGGCCCCCACCGUCCCGGACGAGCGGCUUUCACUUCUCCCCGCAGAGGUCCUCCCCGGCGCGCGAGUGAUAGACCUAGGCUGCAACGCCGGCAAACUGACCCACGAGGCGAUAGCACACUGCGGUGCAGCCGCCGCCGUGGGCGUCGAUAUUGACCCGUGGCUGAUCGAGCAGGCGAAGGCCGCGUACCCGGACGGGCCGUGCACAUUCGAGCACUUUGACUUUGUGGAUGCGUCUGCGUACACGGGGACCGCGCUGGGGAAGUUCGACGUUGCACUGCUGCUGUCGGUAACGAAGUGGGUGCAUCUGAAUAACGGAGAUGCAGGGAUGUUGAGGUUAUUUACACACAUACACAGCAUCUUGAAGGACGGGGGCUAUCUGGUUGUGGAGCCGCAACCUAUGAGCAAUUAUGCGAAGGCGUCGAAGAAGAACAAAGAGUUACGGGAGAUGUAUAAGACUAUCCAGAUGAGGCCGCCGUUUGAUGCCGAGCUGACGGCGCUGGGAUUCGAGAGCAUAAUGCAGGUUGAGAGAGAUGAAGAGGGCUUUGCUAGACCGGUACAUGUUUGGAAAAAGGUAUCAUGA
This is a messenger RNA of Penicillium chermesinum, 696 nucleotides long. Its product is annotated as class I SAM-dependent methyltransferase. The record is from RefSeq and is a predicted model, not a curated record. The coding region runs from base 1 to 696 and encodes 231 amino acids. Gene Ontology annotation, molecular function: O-methyltransferase activity; RNA methyltransferase activity. Lineage: Eukaryota; Fungi; Ascomycota; Eurotiomycetes; Eurotiales; Aspergillaceae. The transcript has a single exon.